UCUUGCUGUAUUUGUUCAGCUAGGAUUGUGUGUUAGCAGAGCUUCAGCAUCUGUCCUCAAUCUCAACUGCUGCCUGGUGCUGCUCCCAAUGUGCCGCAUCCUCUUGGCCUUUCUCAGGGGAUCUCAGAAGGUUGCCAGCAGGAAGACCAGAAGGCUGAUAGACAAAAGUAAAACUUUCCAUGUGACAUGUGGUGUUACAAUAUGCAUCUUUUCAGUUUUACAUGUUGCUGCUCAUCUGGUGAAUGCUCUUAACUUCUCUGAGAAUUACAAUGAAGAUUUUCUGGCAAUAAAUGCAGCAAACUAUCGUGGUGAGGACCCAAGAAAACUGCUUUUUGCUACUGUUCCAGGUCUGACUGGAGUCAUUAUGGUUUUAGUGCUAUUCCUAAUGUGUACAGCAUCUACAUAUGCCAUCAGGGUUUCAAACUAUGACAUCUUCUGGUAUACCCACAACCUUUUCUUUGUCUUCUAUAUACUGCUGAUGCUCCAUGUUUCUGGGGGAGUGCUCAAGUACCAGACCAACUUAGAGGAACACCCACCUGGUUGCUUUAAUCCUAACAAAACGCUCCUAGGGAAUAUGACAGUGCCGAAGUCUUUUGAAGAGCUGUUUCCUGACUAUACUACUGAGCCUUUCCCAGAGGACUUAACAUUUCCAGAACCCCUUGUACAAAAUAACUUUAUGAGAAUUUGUUCCAAGGAACCCAAGUUUCAGUCGCACUUCCCAGAGACUUGGUUUUGGAUUUCUGGACCUCUGUGCUUGUACUGUGUAGAAAGACUGUACCGCUACAUCCGCAGCAACAAGCCAGUCACAAUAACAUCAGUGAUAAGCCAUCCCUCCAAUGUCCUGGAAGUAAGGAUGAUCAAAGAUGACUUCCGAGCAAGGCCUGGUCAGUAUGUUAUUCUACACUGUCCGAGAGUGUCUGGACUGGAAAGCCAUCCAUUCACCCUUACAAUGGUAAGAAAUAAGAGCUUUUCUCUGUAUAUUCCCAUUUAUUUGUAUUUGGUAAACAAAUGGUCUUUAUUGCCUUCAAAGUGGAAAGUCCUUGAGGAGAGCUUAUUUUUAAUUAAUGAGGAUAUCAAUGAAUAUGAAAUGGCUUCAUUAUUAUGCAUGAUAUUUUUCUGGCUCUCACUGAACCUGUGGUUCUUCUGGAAGACCUUCCUGCUGUACUGCCGAGGGUUGCAGUAUUACUAUCUGCAUCAGAUGUUAGGGGUGAGUCACCUGGACACUGAGUUUUGCUCUGGAAAUGGGGAUUCUGGGGAGGAAGGAAAGGGACAGAAAGCAUUUGCAAUGACAAAGAAUGCCUGCAAGCCCUGCGAAGUUGGGGAAGAUCAGAUAGGAGAUUACUGCAAGACUGCUAACAGUGACUUAGCAUUAGAAAAUUGCCGUUGCUGA
This is a messenger RNA of Meleagris gallopavo (turkey), 1390 nucleotides long. NCBI's taxonomy places the organism in Eukaryota, Metazoa, Chordata, Aves, Galliformes, Phasianidae. The record is from RefSeq and is a predicted model, not a curated record.